AUGGGGAGCAUGCCUCGUGUUGAAACACUCCCCAAGGGGACAGUGUUGGUCGCUGGUGGCGGGCCUGUUGGAUUGCUGGUUGCCAAAGUGCUAUCGCACUAUGGCAUCAAGUCGGUGCUGUUCGAACGCAACACAUCGACGACCAAGUGGCCAAAGAUGGAUUUGACCAAUUCGCGUUCCAUGGAGAUCUUUCGACGACUAGGUCUCUCGGAAGGACUGCGUCAGCUCGGUGUACCAGCAGAUAUCCCCCAACACGUUCUCGUUUCAACGGGACUCUCCACCAAAGCUCCCGUCACCGUAUGGCCACUCCCCAGCGUUAACGCUGUUAGACAGCAGAUUCUGGAAAGGAAUGACGGGAGUCAACCUCUGGAGCCGUGGCAAAGAGUCUCGCAGGUCAUUUUUGAGAAAUGGCUCAAAACCCUCUGUGAUACCGACCCAAUGGUCAGUGUCAGAUUUGGAUGGAAGGUCGUGGGCAUCCAGGAAGAGCAGGACUGCGUGCGAUCUACUCUACAGAAUGUUGAGAGCGGUGAGACGGUGAUAUUCGUGUCUGAUUAUCUGGCUGGUUGCGAUGGAGCAUCCAGCAAAACUCGACAGUCGAUGGGAUUUCCUCUGGAUGGCGGUCCAGUUCCAACUUGCGUCGUUCUCGUCCAUUUUAAGUCUACAGACCUAACCCGCCUCCAUAAACAAGGACAAUUCUGGCACAUUUUUAUAGCUGGAGAACCAGGUGAAUUGAGGGGUGCAAUCAUCUCUCAAAACGAAAAGGAUAUUUGGACGACCCACCUCUUCUUGCCUGUAGAUACAGAUACCGAUUCUAUCGCCUCUGAGGAGGCUGUCUACCGAGUUUUAGGAGGGCUUUAUGAAAAUUACCCCAUCAAGAUCGACGAGAUACUUGUGCGCUCGACUUGGAGACCUAAUAUCGCAAUCGCACGAAAAUGGACGGGCCCUCACUAUCGUGUCUUCAUUGCUGGAGACGCUGCGCACCAAAAUAUCCCUACGGGAGGUUAUGGAAUGAAUACGGGAAUCGGUGAUGCUUAUGAUCUCGGGUGGAAACUGGCUGCAGUCAUCAAAGGCUACGCCGGUAAGGGACUACUUCAAUCCUAUGAAGAGGACCGUCGUCCGAUUGCGAUGAGAAAUAUCGAGCACUCAGGACGGCACUUCCGCGUUCACGGACAGAUGAGAGAAAUCUUCGGUGAUGGUGAUCCUCGCCGGAUCGAUCAAGACACGCCAGAAGGACGAGAUCUAAGACAGCGGCUGAUAGAUCAUUACCAGACAAACGACGGCGAAAACAAGGAUAUUGGCAUCGAGAUGGGCUACCGUUACAAGUCGCGGGUCAUCAUAACGGAUCACACCGAGAAGGAGCCUGAAUGGGUUGUUUCGCGGUACACGCCAUCCACCUGGCCUGGCGCUCGACCUCCUCAUAUCUUUCUGUCUGACUCAACCCCAAUAUUUGACCACUUCGGUAAAGAUUGGACGCUACUGUGCUUCACUGACCAAGAUUGUGGUUACAAAAUCCUCACCGAUGCGGCGAGUCGAUGGUCCAUUCCUCUGAAGUACGUCAACCUUGCUGGGGAGGAGUUAGCGCAGAGACUGUAUGAGAAGGCGCUGGUCCUGGUUCGACCGGACGGCCAUGUAGCUUGGAGAGGGGACGAAGUCCAUGAUCGAAAGGAGGCUGAGAUGAUUUGGAGCACUGUGGUGGGCAAGUCAGGAAGCGAAGAGAAGAUCGGGAUUGAUAUGAAAGCGGCCGUGAAGCCAGCCGAAGCUUUCACGACAACGGUGGGAUUGACUACUCAAGUCAGCACAUUUGAGAUGGAAAAGAUGGGUGAAUUCCAGCGGUAG
Messenger RNA from Fonsecaea pedrosoi CBS 271.37, 1836 nucleotides. RefSeq lists its product as uncharacterized. Gene Ontology annotation, molecular function: FAD binding. The transcript has 2 exons. NCBI's taxonomy places the organism in Eukaryota, Fungi, Ascomycota, Eurotiomycetes, Chaetothyriales, Herpotrichiellaceae. The record is from RefSeq and is a predicted model, not a curated record. Bases 1 to 1836 code for a protein of 611 amino acids.